This is a messenger RNA of Notothenia coriiceps (black rockcod), 1045 nucleotides long. Its product is annotated as aldehyde dehydrogenase family 1 member A3-like. NCBI's taxonomy places the organism in Eukaryota, Metazoa, Chordata, Actinopteri, Perciformes, Nototheniidae. The transcript is spliced from 4 exons. The annotation marks the transcript as partial. The record is from RefSeq and is a predicted model, not a curated record. Gene Ontology annotation, molecular function: oxidoreductase activity, acting on the aldehyde or oxo group of donors, NAD or NADP as acceptor.
AUCUUUGGUCCAGUGCAGUGCAUCUUCAGCUUUAAGAGCCAGCAGGAGGCCAUAGAGCGGGCCAACAGCUCCCGGUAUGGCCUGGUGUCCGCAGUGUUCACAGCCAGCAUAGACAGAGCUCUGUCUGUGUCUGCAGCCCUGGAGACUGGCACUGUCUGGAUAAACUGCUAUAACGCCCUUCAUGUCCAGACUCCCUUUGGAGGGUACAAGAUGUCAGGCAAUGGACGAGAGCUGGGAGAGUAUGCUCUGGCUGAGUACUCAGAGGUGAAAGCAGUGACCAUCAAAUUGAGAGAAACUCUUCGUCCACUGACUCCUCCAGAUGUCGACUGACUCCUCCAGAUGUCGACUGGCUCCUCCAGAUGUCCACUGGCUCCUCCAGUCGUCCACUGGCUCCUCCAGAUGUCCACUUGCUCCUGCUCUGUGAAUUGGAUUGACUGGUAGGAGCCAGUGGAUGCUGGAAGAAGUUUUAGGCGUUAACAGACAGCUGAAGUUGUGGGUCCUCUGGUCCAGGGUCCUUGCUCACUCUGAUGUAGUUUCCCUGUCAUAAUUAAAACCACAGAGACUACAACUCAGCUAAAACGUGAGCUUAGCCUGAUCGAUCCGAUCUCCAUUUAGAAGAUCGGAUCGGUCUUGUAAGGACACUUGCAAAGCAUCAAUUCAUGGUUUUUCCUAACCGGUACCAGUAUGUAGUUAUUUCUGCAUUAUUUUGAAACGUGUAUGACAGUUAAAUUAGGGGGAAAUAUGUUCAUGUUGUUGUUGGUAUUUUUGUAUGUGUAGUAAGAGCCAGUGAGCAACGUACUUUCAUAAUAAUAAUAAAAACUGUAAACACGCAAUAAAAUUAAUAGCCUAAUAAUAAUAUUUGUCGGUGUUAAUUAAUAAAGCGUUAACUUGCCCAGCCCUAGUUUUAAUACAUCCUGCUUUGGUUAUGAUUAUUGUAUGACAAGCUUUUGUAGUUUAAUACAGAUUAACAUAAAGCCUUAGUGUUCAAUUUAUUCUGUUGUCGGAAAUGUGUUUGAAUAGAAUAAAAGAACGUGUGGCAAAAUGG